CGCGUAUUAAAAUCUCACCCACGCAACUCCAUCUGCUCGCUCACACGAUUUCCAUUUUCAGUCCAAUUUCUUCUUCUGGUCGUUUCUCGAGGAAAUUCUCCUUUUGCAUCAAAUUUUUUUCGGUCAUGGAAACGGGGGGAAAGGUGAAGAGAGGUGCUGCAGGGAGGAAGGGAGGCGGUCCCAAGAAGAAACCGGUGUCCCGGUCCGUUAAAGCGGGUCUGCAGUUCCCAGUUGGACGAAUCGGCCGGUACUUGAAGAAAGGCCGUUACUCUCAGCGUGUGGGCACCGGUGCUCCUGUUUACCUCGCUGCUGUACUUGAGUACCUAGCUGCUGAGGUUUUGGAGUUGGCUGGAAAUGCCGCAAGAGACAACAAGAAGAACAGGAUUAUCCCAAGGCAUGUGCUACUGGCCGUGAGGAACGAUGAAGAGCUCGGGAAGCUUCUCGCUGGUGUGACCAUUGCCCAUGGAGGUGUCCUUCCCAACAUCAACCCCGUCCUUCUGCCAAAGAAGCCUGACAAGGUUGCUACCAAAGAGCCCAAGUCUCCAUCUAAGGCCACCAAGUCCCCUAAGAAGGCCUGACCCUUCGCACAAUGUGUUGAACAAAGUCUUUGUGUCUCUGUAUGUAAUUUCCUAUCUGUAUUUGUUGCUUGUAAGGAAGUUCAUGUCCGUAGAAUUUAGGAUACCAUUGUACUGCUCGUUGUUUCUGUCCUUGUAGAACAUCCUUUGCUUUAAAUUAAUCAGAUCAAAUUGCAGCCCAGUUCGAAUUUCU
Messenger RNA from Juglans regia (Persian walnut), 768 nucleotides. Its product is annotated as histone H2A. The transcript has 2 exons. The record is from RefSeq and is a predicted model, not a curated record. The coding region runs from base 126 to 578 and encodes 150 amino acids. Lineage: Eukaryota; Viridiplantae; Streptophyta; Magnoliopsida; Fagales; Juglandaceae. Gene Ontology annotation, molecular function: structural constituent of chromatin; protein heterodimerization activity; DNA binding. Gene Ontology annotation, cellular component: nucleosome.